This is a messenger RNA of Diorhabda carinulata, 3457 nucleotides long. RefSeq names its product G2/mitotic-specific cyclin-B3. Bases 229 to 1722 code for a protein of 497 amino acids. The transcript is spliced from 7 exons. Gene Ontology annotation, cellular component: cytoplasm; cyclin-dependent protein kinase holoenzyme complex; centrosome. Gene Ontology annotation, molecular function: cyclin-dependent protein serine/threonine kinase regulator activity. Gene Ontology annotation, biological process: regulation of cyclin-dependent protein serine/threonine kinase activity; mitotic cell cycle phase transition. Lineage: Eukaryota; Metazoa; Arthropoda; Insecta; Coleoptera; Chrysomelidae. The record is from RefSeq and is a predicted model, not a curated record.
UAGCAUUCUAUAUUUUGAUACUAAAAAGGCAACAAUCAGUUCACAUUUCAAACAUAAAAUUUUAGACAGAUGUAGCACGUCUGACAACAUUGGUCUAAUACUUUAAAGUAUAACCGUCGUUCGACUGUUAACAACCAACUAGAAAAACUUUUAUGACAAUUACAAAACUAUUUUAAAUAUAUUACCCAAGUUUUACAAAAAUAUUCAGAAUUAUUAGAGAAUUUCAAAAUGGCGCCAAUAAAACCCAAUCAAAACAGCAUGAUGCCACACUUUUCAUUGAACAGAAUUUCGACACGAAGUAAAUCAACUUUACCAUGCCAUAAUUCGAAGGAGGCAUUAGAAGCCACUAGAACAAAAAGAAAAGCUGAUUGUUCACCUCCAAAGGAAAACAAAUCUAUUAAAAGACUGGCUUUUGGCGAAAAAAAUAUUAACCUACUAGAAAAUAUUAAAAAAGCAAAGAAAACAAUUACAGUUAAGAAAGUUACUACUCAAAAGAAAACAGUAGCUUCUGUCAAAACUGUGAACAAAAUUAGCCAAAAAGAGAAUUUGGAAUGUUUACGUGCACCUGCAUUGAAAGUAGUCACUAGACAAUCAAAACCUACUGUUUCCAACCAAACUGCAGUUAAAUCAAAGGAAGUUUUGAAAGAACUGAAUAAAAUCAACAAAAGGCUUAGUAAUGAAUUUGAAAAGACUGAUGAUUCCUUAUACUAUACUGCUUCAGAAGAUGGUGCUAAGAAACAACACAAUUUGAGAUCCAGCAGUAACUCAACUGUAGAAAUACCGCUAAUACAAGAAGUCCAACAAAAUGCCAAACAAAAUGUGGAAAAGCGGGAAGAGAACAUCUCAAAUCUUUCCAAGCAAAUAAAAUUAAAACUCAACAUUGGAAACCAUGAAGUACCAGACAAUGUGGAAGAUUUUGAUAAAGAAAAUUGGGAUGAUUGUUUCCAAGUGUCUGAUUAUGCAAUGGAUAUUUUCAACUAUCUGAAUGAAAAAGAAACCAAAUUCAAAAUACCAGACUACCUCGACCGACAAAUUUGUCUCACUCGUUGGAUGCGGUCACUACUCGUCGACUGGAUGGUAGAGAUACAAGAAAGUUUCGAAUUAAAUCACGAAACUCUUUAUUUGGGUGUAAAAUUAGUUGAUACAUACCUCAGUAGAAUGACUAUAGGAAAGGAAACUUUACAACUUGUAGGCGCUGCCGCUAUGUUGGUAUCAUGUAAAUUCGACGAAAGAAUACCCCCGAUGAUUGACGAUUUCUUGUAUGUAUGCGAUGGUGCUUACUCAAAACGAGAAUUGAUUAGAAUGGAAAUAAAUUUGUUGAAAGUAUGUGGAUUUGAAUUAGGAAUACCUAUCAGUUAUAGGUUUCUAAGGAGAUAUGCUAGAUGUGCAAGGAUUAAGAUGCCAGUUUUGACUUUAGCCAGAUUUGUGUUAGAAUACUCAUUAAUGAAUUAUGAUACAGUCACCAUCCGAGAUUCUAAAUUAGCAUCAGCAGCUUUAUACAUAGCAAUUAAAAUGAAAGAUGUUAGUGGUUGGACUGAAACGUUGGAAUUCUAUACAGGUUACCGGUUGGAGGACUUUAAGGAUGUGGUAUUAUUACUAAAUAAUUAUAUAAACCAACCUCCAAAUCCCAAAUUGAUGACUGUUAGAAAUAAAUAUUCUCAUAAAAUAUUUUUUGAAGUAGCUAAAGUACCACUUCUGGCCAAUAAUCAAUUGUUUACUUAAGUUAUUUUCUUUUUAAAUUGACUAUAUACAACGUUUGUUCUGUAUAUACUUUGAUUUUUAUGAAUUUUUUAAAAAAUAAAGUUAUGACCUUCAAAACAUGUAUUACCUCAUUAUUAUAAAUAGUAUUCAGUUGUUCUUUUCUAAAGAAUAUUAUAUUGAAGGUUUUUCUAAUCAUGAUUUCCGUUUAAAUAGCUGCUGCUUUGAGGUGGUAGAAGAUAGAGGUAGCUGAGGACUUUUGAUCUGGUUCAAAUAAUAUUCAUGCCAAACCCUAUUAAAUCGUUUCUUGACAAGAAUAACAUUUUAUAAUCAAGAUAGACUUUUUUCUUAUCAUCCUUCCCAAUUAUUGUUGACUUUGUGACAUCUGUAAAUUGGGUAAAAGUUUUACCUAAAUGUUAUAUAGAAUUGGUCGUGUUUCUUUUGAUUAUGUCAAUUUAUUCAACCAAUUAAUUUCAAGAAAUAUUUAUAGCACAUUAAUUCACUUUCAUUUUUUAUGCCUAGAAAAGUGUUAAACAUACAUUCAUAUAUAAUUAAAACUUCUAUCUUAUAUUGAACACAUUGGUAGUGGUAGCGAACAGUGUCACUUCACUUCACUAACAUAAACACUUAAAAUGACACUUGUGAUCCGUGUUUACAUACAUUCGACUUUUGAUUCCUGAAGAUGAUAGCUUAGUUAUUGAAAACAUAGUCAGACUGAGGAAUUGUAAGUAGUAUUAGUAGUAGAAAACAGUAUAUUCCGUUUUAAUAUCACCAAUGGUUCCCCAAAUAUCAACUAGUUCUCCUUUUUAUAUAUUUUGAGAAUAAACUAAGAAAAAUUUUCUCCCUAUUGAUAUUAAUUGCCACUUUCAGAAUAUCUUAGUAGUACAAAACCAAUUAAUAGUAAAAAUCCGAUAAUCUUUUUAAUAUUAUCUCCUUGCAGAAUGUUCUGGUUAAAACUGUUUUAGUUUUGUUGAUUAGAACAACUAGUUUUCUAACAAGUGUAUAUCAUAUUUGUAUAUACUGUAUAUAUUAGGUGCUGAAAACCUUAAGGUUCAACUGACAAUUUGUCAACAUAUUGAUCAUAAAAAUUAUCUCUCACUUUCCAAUGGAGAUUUUAUAUUUUAUAUCCAAGUACUGAAUACACUGUUUAGUACCACUACAGUAACACACUGGUGUGCGUUUCAAUAACCUAGUUAUCAUCUUCUGGUCUCUAAAGACGAUAACUUUAUUAUUGAAACGCGAGUCAGACAGUGUAAUUGUGAAUGUUGGUUGGUAAUUGUAAACAGUGUAUUGCAAAAAUUUCAGCUCAGUACAUAUCAAAUUACUAUUUCCUCUUUUUUUGAGCUAUUAAGUUUUUGAAAUAAAGUUGAAGUGCAUUUUUAAACUAAAUGCCGCUUCGUUUAAACAUAAAAUCAACCUCACAGUUUGUGAAAAUAUUCAAUUACUAUGAUUUUAAUCUUUUAGAUGUAAUAAAAUGAAGUUGAAACUAAAAUUUCAUUGUCCACCAAUACUUUUUUAAAAAUAAUGUUCAUAUCUAAUUUAUUAAAUAGAAUUUCAUGUGAAAUCUGUUUUGCAUCUGAAAUUAUGUAUUUUAAAAUGUUUUGUAACCUUUGAAGUCCAUUUUUUUAUUUUUUAAGCAAAUUGUAAAAGAAUUUGCAUGUCACUUAUAAUGUUAAAUAAAUUAAUGAUUGUUGGAAUUGAAUUUCUUUAGAACCGUGUUUGUAGUUUGUUAUUUAUAUCAAAUAAACCAUAAAUAUAC